Molecule: messenger RNA, 1750 nt
Organism: Contarinia nasturtii (swede midge)
Lineage: Eukaryota; Metazoa; Arthropoda; Insecta; Diptera; Cecidomyiidae
Exons: 8
Coding region: 79-909 (276 amino acids)
Source: RefSeq, a predicted model, not a curated record
UUUAAAAAAUACUCGAGUGAAACGUUAGCGAGAAUUUCUGUAAUUGAAGAUACCCUGUUGAAUGUUGGUAAUUUUCAAAUGAACAACAAAAAGUCAAAUAUUGUGCAAAAAAUAGAAGAAGCGAGUGUUUUUGCAACUGCGAAUAAUUUACCAAUUCAAAACUCAUCGAGUCUGCAUGAAUUUGAAGCCAAAUUGAAAAAUCCUGAAUUCAAAUCUGUAGCAAUCGAUUGUUUAGCGGAUCAACCUGAGAUAAGGGCAACUAGUGGCAAUCAACCGAAAAUGUUAAAGAAAGUCCUUACAAAAAUUAUGGAAAGAGAUAUGAUUUCCCAUUUUAGUUGGACAGGAAAAUCAACAUCUGGUAAAAAAAUGUCAUUCCGUAGUUUAGAAGGCAUACGUGAUUUGCUGUACAAGACAGUAAAUAAAAUCGACGUCAAUUUCACUCCUGCCAUUGCGGAAAAUUAUUUAAAAACCAAAAUAUUGCGUUACGCAAAUGACUACAAACGAGAGAAAAAAAACAAUGCAAACAACAUAAAAGUCGAGCUAAUUAGUUUUAGUGAUGACAGCAUGCAUGUCGACACCGAUAUUAUUGAAGUUGAAAACGAUCACAGCCCUUUAUUUUCAACUGAUAUAAAAUUAAAUUCUGCACUUGAACAAUUGCCAUUGAGAGUAAGCUAUCAACCGGUGCGGGAACAUAGCCAACUUAUUCAAAAACGUGUACAAAACGAUGAUUCGAUCAACAGAAAUUAUCAUGGAUUAUUGAACCAGCAUUCUGAAGCGCUUCGGCGUGAAAAGUUACGAUCGAUGUAUGUCAUGACAGCUCACGGGUCGCAACAACAACAAAAAUCCAUACUGAACGCAAAUAUGGCAUCUAGAGCAGAAACGAUGGUUUCUUUGGCGCUUCAUAAGUGACAUAACUCUUUGUGUAUGUGUGUGUUCAAAUAUUCGCAUCAUUAUUUUUGUCUACUCAUUUGCACAUGACGCUUAGAUAACCUAUAAGACUUUACUAGUAAACUGUUCAACUGAAAAUAUUUUGUACGCCAUGAAAAUUAAAUCGUGUUCUGUAAAGCUUAAUCGCCUCAAUCUAUCAAAAAUUAGAAUGCGAUGCACUGCAAAAACCUCGGAAAAAAAUGUAAAACUAAUUUGUAGAUUACGACAAGAAGAAAUAAACACAUUUUCCCUUAAAAUCACUCGGAAAAUUCGUGAUGAACUGCACCAUCAUUCUAUUUCAAAUGAAAAUGAAACAAAUGAUGAAAUUAAGUCGCAGGACAUCCGCAAUACGAGCAAAACAACAUCAAAACCAUCUCAUAUGCAGAGUACCAUGAUAACCAGAUCGAAAAAAUGCAAUGAAGUCAAAAUUGCUGAACCUCGACGUGAAAAAAUGAAAAAAAAUAUGGUACUUGUAAAACGCGUUCCAAAGCCAGCACAUGUGCAGAGUGUAAAUAUAGGCGAAAUCGUUCUUUGUAAAAUGAGAGGUUUUGUGGAAUGGCCGUGUACGAUUAUAGACGUAGAAAAUGUAAUCACCGUUAAAUUUUUUGGCGACAAUACCACACAUAAAACAUCAAUAAAAAAUGUAUAUAAUUUCGCCGAAUGCAGUAAUAUUAUAAUAACAAAUCUUCGAAACCGUAAAAACCCAUUGUACAGCAAAAGCAUUAGAAAGGCUGAGACCGUUUUGGGAAUAACCAUAAGGAACUCUAUUCUUAAUCAAGUUAAUUUAUGAAUUAAUUUUUUAGGCAAUUCCUUAAGGUAUAUA